Messenger RNA from Exophiala xenobiotica, 2752 nucleotides. RefSeq lists its product as uncharacterized. The record is from RefSeq and is a predicted model, not a curated record. The transcript has 2 exons. Gene Ontology annotation, molecular function: protein-N-terminal amino-acid acetyltransferase activity; protein binding. Gene Ontology annotation, biological process: N-terminal peptidyl-methionine acetylation. Bases 207 to 2453 code for a protein of 748 amino acids. NCBI's taxonomy places the organism in Eukaryota, Fungi, Ascomycota, Eurotiomycetes, Chaetothyriales, Herpotrichiellaceae. Gene Ontology annotation, cellular component: cytoplasm; NatA complex.
GAAGGACUCAGGCACCGCACACCUCGAUACUUGUUCGUAGCUGGGGAGGUCUUCACUGGUUGAGUUGUCGUCUUUAGCAUAUUUCGCUUCCUUCUGGACAUGUUUUAGCCUUACUUCCAUCCAUUCUCUCCUGCCUGUACAACUGUCCGAACUUUCUCGACACCUCUUACGACAGUCUCUCUCCGGAACAUCUGUGCCUCGUCAACAUGGCGCAGGCUCAGCAGCAGUUGAGCAAUAAAGAUGGCGCAUUAUUCCGACAAGUGGUUCGCCAUUUUGAGAACAAACAAUAUAAGAAAGGGCUCAAGUCGGCCGAACAGAUCCUGCGAAAAACUCCUAAUCAUGCCGACACACAAGCUAUGAAAGCCCUGAUACUGGGCUCUCAAGGACACACUGAAGAAGCGUUCGCUCUAGCCAAAACCGCCCUCAAUAAUAAUAUGAAGUCGCAUGUAUGCUGGCACGUGUACGGUCUGCUGUACAGGCAAGAAAAGAAUUUCGAAGAAGCCAUCAAAGCAUACAAGUUUGCGUUGAGAUUAGAGCCGGACUCGGCACCUAUACAAAGAGAUCUGGCACAUCUUCAGAUACAAAUGCGAGAUUAUGAAGGCUAUAUCCAGAGCCGCAAAAAUAUGCUUCAGCAGAAACCAGGUUUCAGGCAAAACUGGACAGCUGUAGCCAUAGCACACCAUCUUGCCGGGAAUUACGAGGACGCCGAGAAUGUUUUGACCACCUACGAAGAGACACUCAAGGUGAAACCCAGCCGGUCAGACUUAGAGCAUUGGGAGGCGGUCCUCUACAAAAACACCAUCAUUGCCGAGUCUGGAGAGGUGGAGAAGGCACUUGAUCACCUGGAGGCCGUUGGGAAGAAAAGUCCUGAUGUUCUUGGAGUAAUGGAGAUGAGAGCGGACUACCUGGCACGAUUAGGGCGAAAGAGUGAGGCCGAGGCAGCGUAUGCCGCUCUUCUGGAUCGGAACCCCAACGACUCAAAUUACUACGAUGGGUGGAUAGAGGCCAAAGGUCUGAAAGACGGCCCGAUUUCAGGAAUCAAGAAGGCUUACGAAGAACUGGCUGCGAAAUAUCCAAAAGCAGACCUCCCACUGCGAAGACCGUUGGAUGUUCUGACCGGAGAAGAUUUCAAACACGCCGCAGACCCAUACUUGCAGAAAAUGCUGCGGAAAGGCGUACCUUCCACCUUCGCAAACAUCAAGCACUUGUACACUGACGAAUCGAAACGGGAUAUGAUCCAGGAAUUGGUCAAGGGCUAUGCUGCUGGAAAGCUAGGUUCGCAAACGAACGGCGCUGCGAAUGGUGACGGGAAAGAUCAGGCACGAUUCGAAUCCUCAGUCCUGUAUUUCCUGGCACAGCAUUAUAACUACAAGCUCAGUCGGGAUCUUGACAAGGCUUUGAAGUACGCCGACAAAUGCCUAGAACUGGACCCCAAAUCCGUGGACUUUCACGCGGUGAAGGCACGAAGUUACAAGCACAAGGGCGAUGUCGCUAAAGCAGCUGAAAUUAUGGAUCAAGCACGAGCGCUGGACGAAAAGGACCGAGCCAUCAACACCAAAUGCGCCAAGUAUCUGUUACGGGCCGAUCAGAAUGACAAAGCUCUCGAAACGGCCGGCAAGUUCACGCAAAACAAGACUGGCGGUCCGCUCAGCGACCUCAUCGACAUGCAAUGUGUAUGGUACCUGACGGAGGAUGGGAAGUCGUACCUGCGCCAACGCAAAAUCGGCCUUGCACUGAAGCGGUUCCAUCAAGUCCUCGCCAUCUUCGACGUCUGGCAAGAAGACCAAUUCGACUUUCACAAUUUCUCGCUAAGAAAAGGUAUGAUCCGAGCGUACAUCGACAUGCUACGCUGGGAGGAUCGACUGCGAGAGCAUCCAUUCUUCUCGACUUCGGCUGUCGCCGCAGUUAAAGCUUACAUUUUGCUGUCCGACAACCCGGACCUGAUGCACGGUCCGAUCAUGGACAAUCUCAACGGCACAGAUGCGAGCGAAAUGAACGCCGCAGACCGUAAGAAAGCGCUCAAGAAAGCGAAGCGUGAGCAGGAGAAGAUGGAGAAAGCCGAAGCGGAGAAAAAGGCAGCCAUGAAGGCGGCGAAACCGACACCCAAAAGCGAGGAUCCAGAUACGAAGAAAGAGGACCCCGAUCCGUUUGGUAAGACAUUGGUCGAGACGAAGGAGCCGCUGAAGGAUGCGAUGAAGUUCUUAACCCCGUUAUUGGAGUACGCGCCGCAGCUGGUGGAGGCACAGUGUGUGGGCUUCGAAAUCUAUUUGCGAAGGAAAAAGUACCUGCUCGCGGCGAAGUGUUUGCUUGCGAUACAGAGUCUGGAGCCCAAGAAUGAGAAGCUGCAGGAAUACAAGGGCCAAUUGAAGAAGGUGCUUGCGGAGAAGCCUGCUGAAUUGUCGGAGCGGGUCGCUGAGAUUAUCAAAAGCGAGAUGGGUGAUUUGGUGCAGUGACACGACGCGACAUAUGUACGCUGAAAUCUGAUGCUCUGUGAGGAAGAGAUAGGACAUAUACGCAAAGACCACCGCUGCAAAUAAGUUGUGGGUAAGCACAGAGAAAAAGUGUCUAGGGCUCAAUGACUUCUAUUAAGUCAUCUUUCGCGAUGGUAGAGAAGUACUGUGGUCAACCUGGGUUCGCAAGCAUUGCGCCGGCAAGGUAGUGUUCAUUGUCGCAGUCAUAGUCAAAGGUAUCAGACAUCAGACAGUCAGGAUUCUUCAGCCUGGAAGCAUUCAAAGUUGACAAUCCUCUGGUG